Elgaria multicarinata webbii is the source of this 4343-nucleotide messenger RNA. It is a transcript of the gene RNF19A, whose product is annotated as ring finger protein 19A, RBR E3 ubiquitin protein ligase. The transcript has 11 exons. The coding region runs from base 443 to 2881 and encodes 812 amino acids. The record is from RefSeq and is a predicted model, not a curated record. Lineage: Eukaryota; Metazoa; Chordata; Lepidosauria; Squamata; Anguidae. Gene Ontology annotation, cellular component: cytoplasm; ubiquitin ligase complex. Gene Ontology annotation, molecular function: zinc ion binding; ubiquitin protein ligase activity; ubiquitin conjugating enzyme binding. Gene Ontology annotation, biological process: ubiquitin-dependent protein catabolic process; protein polyubiquitination; positive regulation of proteasomal ubiquitin-dependent protein catabolic process.
UGGGGCCUGGUCGCCUCGCCUCGCCUCCCCCGCCUGCCUGCUUCCCUCACACGCUCGCUUUCUUUUUUCCCCUCACAGGCACUUCCUGCGCGGAGCCGGGUAGGGCCCAGUCGGGUGGAGCAGGUUUGCCGUUGCUGCUUCUGUGGAGUUAAAGCUCCUAGUUUCACUUUCAUGUUAGUUGGCAAAAGAUGUAACUGACAAAAGGGAUGGCUGAAUAACAAGAUUGAGCAUGAUCUUUGAGGUUCCCUUGCUAACUAGCACAUGGAGGUUGACUUCCUCCAAGAAGAAUCUCUGUGAAGAGCUUGUGAAGAAUUUCGUUUGUGAACAAGAUUGACCUGACCAUGCAUAACAUGACUUAAGCCUGCUCCCCAUCAUGGCCUAAGUGUGCUGCUUCUCAAUAGCAAUUUUAUCCAUAAAAUGAUGAAGGUUUGAUCCAUUUUUGAUGAAUGUUUUAGCCAUGAGUUUACAUCGGCAAAUGGGAUCUGAUAGGGACCUGCAAUCUUCUGCCUCCUCUGUAAGCUUGCCAUCAAUUAAAAAGGCACCGAAGAAGAGGAGAAUUUCACUGGGGUCUCUCUUUCGAAGAAAAAGGGAUACAAAACGCAAAUCCAGGGAUAUAAAUGGAGGUGUAGAUGGGAUUGCGAGUAUUGAAACUAUACACUCAGAAAUGUGUAUAGACAAGAACUCUAUUUUCUCUGCCUAUAUGUCUUCUGACAAUGGAACAACCAUCUGCGGUAAACAGAGCGGAGACUUUAUGGAGUGUCCCUUGUGCCUUUUGCGGCACUCUAAGGAAAGGUUUCCUGAAAUAAUGACUUGUCACCAUAGAUCUUGUGUGGAUUGCUUACGUCAGUAUCUCCGGAUAGAAAUCUCUGAGAGCAGAGUUAAUAUCAGCUGUCCAGAGUGCUCUGAGCGAUUUAAUCCCCAUGAUAUUCGAUUAAUAUUAAAUGAUGACAUCUUGAUGGAAAAAUAUGAAGAAUUUAUGCUUAGACGAUGGCUUGUUGCAGAUCCUGAUUGUAGGUGGUGUCCUGCUCCAGAUUGUGGGUAUGCUGUGAUCGCUUUUGGCUGUGCAAGCUGUCCUAAACUUAUGUGUGGCCGUGAAGGCUGUGGAACUGAAUUCUGUUACCAUUGUAAACAAAUUUGGCAUCCCAACCAGACCUGUGAUGCUGCUCGCCAAGAGAGAGCCCAGAGUCUACGGUUGCGAACAAUUCGUUCUUCAUCCAUAAGCUACAGCCAGGAGUCUGGAGCUGCAGCUGAUGACAUAAAGCCAUGCCCACGCUGUGCUGCAUAUAUAAUAAAGAUGAAUGAUGGAAGCUGCAAUCACAUGACAUGUGCUGUCUGUGGUUGCGAAUUCUGUUGGCUAUGUAUGAAGGAGAUCUCAGACUUGCAUUAUUUAAGUCCAUCAGGUUGUACUUUCUGGGGUAAAAAACCAUGGAGUCGGAAGAAGAAAAUACUGUGGCAGCUGGGAACACUUGUGGGUGCGCCUGUAGGAAUUGCCUUAAUAGCAGGCAUUGCUAUUCCAGCUAUGAUUAUUGGAAUCCCUGUAUAUGUGGGGCGUAAGAUUCACAAUCGCUAUGAAGGCAAGGACAUUUCAAAGCAUAAGAGAAACUUAGCCAUUGCAGGUGGCGUAACUUUGUCUGUAAUUGUUUCACCAGUUGUAGCUGCAGUUACUGUAGGUAUUGGUGUCCCUAUCAUGUUGGCCUAUGUAUAUGGAGUAGUUCCUAUCUCCCUCUGUCGAAGUGGAGGUUGCGGUGUAUCUGCUGGCAAUGGAAAAGGUGUCAGAAUAGAAUUUGAUGAUGAAAAUGACAUAACUGUUGGUGGAACAAAUGCAGCAGUAGAUACUACAUCAGUGGCAGAGGCACGUCAUAACCCUAGCAUAGGGGAAGAAAGUGUUGGAGGAUUGACAGGAAGCCUGAGUGCAAGUGGCAGCCACAUGGACAGAAUAGGAGCCAUUCGAGACAACUUGAGUGAAACAGCCAGCACCAUGGCCUUGGCUGGAGCUAGUAUAACAGGGAGUCUGUCGGGAAGUGCAAUGGUCAACUGCUUUAACAGGUUGGAAGUCCAAGCAGAUGUGCAGAAGGAGAGAUGCAGCUUGAGUGGAGAAUCAGGCACUGUUAGUUUAGGAACAGUUAGUGACAAUGCCAGCACCAAAGCAAUGGCUGGAUCCAUUAUAAACUCCUACAUCCCGUUGGACAGAGAUGGCAGCAGUAUGGAGGUGCAAGUGGACAUUGAAUCGAAGCCUGCAAAAUUCAGACACAAUAGUGGAAGCAGCAGUGUUGACGAUGGUAGUGCUGCAGGUCGAAGUAACGCUGGUUGUUCUUCAGCCUGCUUGUCGGAAAAUAAAUCUAGUGCCACCAAGUGGUCCAAAGAUGCAUCAGCAGGGAAAAAAUGCAAAGGUAAACUAAGAAAAAAGAGUAGCAUGAAGAUAAAUGAGACCAGAGAGGACAUGGAUGCUCAGUUGUUGGAGCAGCAAAGCACAAACUCCAGUGAAUUUGACUCUCCCUCUCUCAGUGACAGUAUCCCAUCUGUAGCUGAUUCCCACUCGAGUCAUUUUUCUGAGUUUAGUUGCUCCGAUAUGGAGAGUAUGAAAACCUCAUGUAGUCAUGGUUCCAGUGAUUAUCAUACCCGCUUUACUACAGUUAGCAUUCUCCCAGAGGUAGAAAACGACCGUUUAGAAAACUCUCCACACCAAAGUUGCAAUUCAUUGCUUGUUCCAGCUGCUCCAAACUCAGAGAUUCCACAACUGAGUUAUAUUGCUGAAGAAUGUGUUUAUAAUGGAACUUCAAGUGGUGCAGAUGUGGGUACUGGUGAAACACUGAAAGAAAGAAACAACAACCAUUCACAACAUGCUGUGGCAUUAAACACCGCAAUUCAGACUGAGAUUUAAACCUGUUCAGUGCUGCAGAAAUGUAUUUACCACUAAAGAACCUUGUCAGGUAACUUUCAGUGGCCAGCAGAAGCAAAGCUUUGAUGCAAUUUACAUUUUAUAUAUGUCUCUAUUAAGGCUUGCGUGGAACUCUGUUGCAGAACUGUGUGAAGUGACAUGAAAGGUUUAACAAGUGCAUUACAAUGAAACAAUAUGUUCAUGUUUUGUAUUCUUGCCAUAACUUUGCUGAAGGUCUGUAUUUGAUGUACUUGGACAGGAGGGAAAUCUGGCUCAUGUUAAAUGCUAAAGUGGCUAUUUGUUAUAAGUUUGAUGUAAACAGUAAGUGGAUUUCAAGCGCACAGAAGUAACUUAACCAUGCUGGGGUAAACCGUAUCUAGCAAAAAUGAGUUGCUGUUAUAUAACCAUACCAAAUAAGUAUCAGUGCUGACAAUUUUGUCUGGAGCAGAAUGAAAUCUGUUUUAAGUAAUGCCUGAGGCAUACAUUCUUUGAGCAAGGUUAUGGCAUUAGCAUACCUUUAAAUACAAAAACCUGGUACUUGAUAUAUGAUAGGUAGCAAGGUGACGUCUCCUUAUCAAGAAAGUGGGGGUAAUUAUACUUGCAACUGAUAUGCUGUAUAAAGUUUUUGUAAAAUUUAAAAUCAUUUUAAUUUGUAAUCAUUGUAGAGAAGCUGAUACAGUCGCCUUUCAGUAGGUGAUUUCAAUUAUGCUGUUUAAUUCUUCGUGCCUUUGGAGAAGACUGGGGUUUUAAGUGCCUGGUCUCAUGAUUUUACUGUAGAGUUUUCCUGAAUGUCCUCUUUUUGUCACCCUUUUGGAAUCUAAAGGAAAACUACAGCAAAUCAACUGACUGUGGUAGAUUAAUGGAUAUCAUAAUACUGAAGUAUUAGCCUACCAAAGACUCACUCAGGCUUUUAGUGGAUAACUUUUCUGACAUCCCUUUGCGAGUCAUGUGCACAGAAAUAAAGUACAGUGCAGAGCUUGCACAUAUUCAAACAAUGGGCUUCAAGUGCAGCUGGCGUUUGGGGGUUUCCCAGUUGUCCUGCUUAUGGAAGGUGAUCAGCUAAACGCAAGCUGAAACUAGCUCAGUGCCUGCACUGUUAGAUGUUUGCUACACAAUUCAUAAUGAUGUGUACCCUCUGCCCCUACCCCAAAAGAAAGAGAUGUGGAUCUUGGCAUAACAGCCUCCAAUAUUUUUGUUUUGUGUUCUUUCUUUCUUUCUUUUUUGGUAAGUAUUGCCAUUAUGGUGCUACUGAAAGUUUGGUGUAUGAGAAGAAGACUGCCGUAAGUGGCUGUCCUCUUCAGUGGCUUCCCCUCAUCUUUUUCUUUAAUCAGCUUAUAACACUAGUGCCAGAUACUUUAUUUGGUAACGCUUGUUAUGAUAUUUGUAUAUUUGCUAUUUUAAUUUGCUCAAUGAUGUGUGUAAACUGCAUACCUGAAAUAAAUGUCUGAGUACUAUUUCAAUUGUC